This is a messenger RNA of Psammomys obesus (fat sand rat), 2249 nucleotides long. RefSeq names its product centrosomal protein 76 (gene Cep76). Bases 73 to 2052 code for a protein of 659 amino acids. NCBI's taxonomy places the organism in Eukaryota, Metazoa, Chordata, Mammalia, Rodentia, Muridae. The transcript is spliced from 12 exons. The record is from RefSeq and is a predicted model, not a curated record.
GGUCCGGACGACGGGCUCCUCGGCUCCAUCGUGUGAGGCGGCGAGUAGAGGCCGCGAAGCUCCAGCGCCUUCAUGUCGCUGCCUCCGGAGAAAGCCUCGGAGCUGAAGCAGCUCAUCCAUCAGCAGCUGAGCAAGAUGGAUGUUCAUGGCAGAAUAAGGGAAAUUCUUGCAGAGACUAUUCGGGAAGAAUUGGCACCUGAUCAACAACAUUUGUCAACAGAAGAUCUGAUCAAAGCGCUCAGACGGCGAGGAAUCAUCGACGAUGUAAUGAAAGAACUUAAUUUUGUGACUGACAGUGUUGAUCAAGAACCCUCUUCCUCUCCAAAGCAAACUGUUGGUUUUGAUAAGCAAUCAACGUUAAAAAAAACUAAUCUUGAUCCAACACGGAGGUAUCUUUACCUUCAGGUUUUGGGUGGAAAAGCUUUCUUGGAACACCUACAAGAACCUGAGCCUUUGCCUGGACAAGUCUGUUCAACUUUCACCUUAUGUUUGCAUUAUCGGAACCAGCGUUUUCGCUCAAAGCCUGUUCCCUGUGCUUGUGAACCAGAUUUCCAUGAUGGCUUUUUGCUUGAAGUUCACAGAGAAAGUUUAGGUGAUGGAACUAGAAUGGCUGAUUCAACAACAAUGUUAUCAAUAAGUGAUCCGAUUCACAUGGUGCUAAUCAAAACAGACAUAUUUGGUGAGACCACUUUAGUCGCUUCCUAUUUUCUGGAGUGGAGAUCAGUUUUGGGCUCAGAGACGGGAGUGACGAGUCUGACUGUGGAACUUAUGGGUGUAGGGACAGAAUCAAAAGUUUCUGUGGGAAUUUUAAAUAUAAAACUUGAAAUGUACCCACCACUCAGCCAAACCCUGUCUCAAGAGGUCGUGAACACACAGCUUGCCUUGGAGCGUCAGAAAACUGCAGAGAAAGAGCGAUUAUUUCUUGUCUAUGCUAAGCAGUGGUGGAGAGAGUAUUUGCAAAUUCGACCCUCACACAACUCACGGCUGGUGAAGAUUUUUGCACAGGAUGAGAAUGGGAUAAACAGAGCAGUGUGUUCCUAUGUGAGGCCUCUUCGAGCUGGGCGGCUUCUGGAUACUCCACGGCAGGCGGCUCGGUUUGUUAGCGUCCUCGGUUAUGAGCGAGCCCCUGUUAUCGGGGGAGGAGGCAAGCAGGAGCAGUGGUGUACGCUGCUGGCGUUCCUCUGCAGAAACAAGGGUGAUUGUGAAGAUCACGCUAACCUGCUGUGUAGCCUUCUUCUUGGAUAUGGACUGGAGGCUUUUGUCUGUGUUGGGACCAAGGCAAAGGGGGCCCCUCACGCAUGGGUUAUGACCUGUGGGACUGAUGGGACCAUCAUGUUCUGGGAGAGUUUAACAGGCCACAGGUACAUCCACAAGCCUACUAAUUCUGAAGGACCUCCACUUGCUGAACAGCCCAAACCAUUGUACCCCUACCGAACGAUUGGUUGUGUUUUCAAUCAUCAGAUGUUCCUGGGAAAUUGUCAGCCCUCCGAUGCAGUGGAAACCUGCAUGUUUGAUUUGAAUGAUGAAUCCAAGUGGAAACCCAUGAGUGAAGAAGCAAUCAAGUCUGUGUGCGCUCCAGGCGCUACUGCAUCUCUCCCUCCCUUCCCACCUCUGUGUGCAUCCACAAUUGAUGCCUCAGUCACAAGCAAUGAAAUCGAAAUGCAGCUGAGGCUUCUGGUAUCAGAACACAGGAAGGACCUUGGCCUCACUACUGUUUGGGAAGACCAGCUUUCCUAUCUUUUAUCACCAGCUUUGGCUUCCUAUGAAUUUGAGCGAACAACAAGCAUAUCUGCAGGCAAUGAAGAAUUCCAAGAUGCCAUAAGGAGGGCGGUGCCUGAUGGUCACACAUUUAAAGGGUUCCCAAUACAUUUUGUGUAUAGAAAUGCAAGGCGUGCAUUUGCCACUUGUCUUCGGUCUCCUUUUUGUGAAGAAAUAAUCUGUUGUCGUGGAGACCAGGUGCGACUGGCAGUUCGUGUUCGAGUGUUUACCUACCCUGAAUCUGCAUGUGCUGUUUGGAUCAUGUUUGCUUGUAAAUAUCGCUCAGUAUUAUAGGACUGACAUUUUCUAAGAAUUAUUCCUGAGUAGCUGUGUGAAGGUUUCUUAAUUUAAAAUCAGCCUCUGGCUUUGGAUGUCAUUGUUUUGUAUACAUCUGACUGGCAAUGUUUUAAAAUAUCAUGUAUGUACUUAAAAAUUAAGAGUAAAAAAACUGUAUUGAAUUUAGUAUAUAAUAAGUGUAUAAUGAUAAAUGU